AUGGCAGCUUUGCUGCUUGUGGGCGGGUGGUGGGUGGUGGGAGAGUGGGGCUCGGCUCAAGGAGUGGGCUACACCUCGGCGGUGGCGGCGUCUUCGGCGGUGGCGGCUGGGCGGAGGGCUUCUCUUGGCGCCAUCUAUGGCCGUGGACCGGAGCGAAAGGCUCCCGGCGCCGACAAUGGGUGCAGCCGCAAGUACCAGGCCAAGUUUGUGCAGGUUUCCGAUGAGCUCGCCGAGUACCGCGCGCGCGGCAUGGCCGAGACGCCGAACGGGCGCAUCGCCGCAGACAUCUUGUACGCCGGACUCGGUCUGGAGACGGCCCGCAAGCUGGCGCGCCUCGGCGGGACACGCCGCAAGGCCGAGUGUGUUAUGCACGCACCGGAUGGCCGCCAGACCCUCGACCGCACCAGCCUCACCACAGGCCCGGAGCUCUGCGUCGUCGUCCGCACGUACGAGCCGAAGCGUGGACAGAUCCCAGCGCUGCUGCACUCGCUCUUUGCCUCGCGCUACGCCAACAUGACCAUAUUUCUCGCCGAGGCCACUGUUCCCGGCCCGCUAGAGAAUCCGCAGUAUCUGGAUGAGCUUGCGGCCGAGGUCGACGACUGCAGGGUUGUGGUGGCACCAGCUAACAACGAUGUCUCGUUCGAGGCCUCGGGCUUUGCCUGCCUCGGAGCGUCACGGCGCGGGUACGGCUCGCCGGUCGGCUACCUGCGGACCGAGGCCGAGCUGGCGCGGGUACUGAACCUGCGCUCGCCGAUGUUACCGGGGCGUGCGGCGUGCGACUAUGUGCUCAUCACCAACGGCGACAACCUCUACUCGGCCGACUUUGUGCCGGCCAUUCUCCCGCAUCUCAACAGUGGCAUCGACUUUGUCCAUGUCGACUUUACCACCCAUCACGUCGGCCACAAGCUGCGGACGGACGGCGCCAUCGAUCUUGGUGCCGCUGUCAUCUCCACUCGCCUGCUCAAUCCGGACGAGCCCAACUUUGUCGUCGCUGACCUCAUCACCGAGCCCAAGGGCAUGUUUGACGCCGACUCGCGGCUCUUUGCCCGCCUGCUUGCCGAUCCCAAGGUCUCGGUCGCCUACAUUCCGGCGGUUCUCUUUACCCACCAGUGACUUCACGCGAGUCCACACAGGGCUAUGGAGUGGGUCAGCUUCCGCCCAGCGCUCGUCGGUAGAGCGCAGCCUGCUCGGCCUUGGCGCGGGCCUUGGCUUUGCG
Thecamonas trahens ATCC 50062 is the source of this 1216-nucleotide messenger RNA. RefSeq lists its product as uncharacterized. NCBI's taxonomy places the organism in Eukaryota, Apusomonadida, Apusomonadidae. The record is from RefSeq and is a predicted model, not a curated record. The transcript has a single exon. The coding region runs from base 1 to 1113 and encodes 370 amino acids.